AAAUGAAAAGUAUAAGUUGGUUUAAUCUUUGAGAGAAGUGAGAAUUUAAGUUGAAGAUUUAAAUGAAAACAUCGUCUUCUUGUAGGAACAACUGGAUCAAUCAAUAUGGUUCUGAUUCGUUAGUGAUCAAUGUCUUCUGAAACUAGCACUAGUAAAAGUUAAAGAGAUCCAGAAAAGAUCAGAAGAGCAAGUAAAUAGCUUGUAUUUUUUGUACAAGAAACAGUGAGUCCAUAAAUCCGGUAAGCAUGAACUGCUGUGAAUCGAUGGAGUCCAAGAAUCGAAAGCGCAUCAAUGAUGAAAUCGAAAGGCAGUUGCGCCUGGACCAGAGAAAUGCAAACCGCGAGCUUAAACUGUUGCUACUGGGCACGGCCGAGUCCGGCAAAUCAACAUUUUUCAAACAAAUGCGUAUUAUCUACGGCAAUGGCUUUUCGGAAGAAAAGAAGCGUGAGUACAUCAAGCUGGUAUUCCAGAACAUAUUUAUGGCCAUGCAGUCAAUGAUCAAGGCCAUGGACAAGCUGGAAAUUUCCUAUGGUCAAAAAGAAAACGGCGAACUGGCCGAUCUUGUGAUGAGCAUCCAUUACGAGAAGGUUGAAGUGUUUGAGGAUCCGUACGUGAGUGCCAUUAAAACACUUUGGGGCGAUGCUGGCAUCCAGGAGUGCUACGAUCGUCGCAGGGAAUAUCAGCUAACUGAUUCGGCCAAAUACUACUUAAGCGACAUAGCUCGAAUUGAGCAAGAUGAUUAUUUGCCAACCGAACAGGAUAUUCUGCGUGCUCGAGUGCCGACAACAAACAUUCAUGAGUAUCCAUUCGAAUUGGAUGGGUUUGUGAUCAGAAUGGUUGACGUAGCAGGACAACGAUCCGAAAGAAGAAAAUGGAUUCAUUGCUUUUCGAACGUGACAUCAGUUAUAUUUUUGGCAGCGCUAUCGGAAUACGAUCAAGUCUUGUUUGAAUCUGAAAGUGUUAAUCGAAUGAUGGAGUCUAAGGCUUUAUUUCGAACGAUAAUAACAUGCCAAUGGUUUCAAAACUCGUCACAUAUUCUUUUUCUGAACAAAACAGACUUGUUGGAGGAGAAAAUAAUGUCCUCGCAUUUGGCGGACUAUUUUCCUGAAUACGACGGUCCACAGCAAGAUGCAGAAGCGGCUCAAGAAUUCAUAUUGGAAAUGUAUCAAGGAUUAAAUCCAGAUUGUUGUAAACAAAUCUAUCCUCAUUUUACAUGUGCUACCGAUACGGAAAAUAUUAGGUUCGUUUUUGCGGCUGUUAAGGACACCAUACUGCAAUUGCUCCUUAAGGAUAAUAAUUUGCUAUAA
Molecule: messenger RNA, 1307 nt
Organism: Drosophila elegans
Lineage: Eukaryota; Metazoa; Arthropoda; Insecta; Diptera; Drosophilidae
Product: G protein alpha q subunit-like
Exons: 8
Coding region: 246-1307 (353 amino acids)
Biological process (GO): adenylate cyclase-modulating G protein-coupled receptor signaling pathway
Cellular component (GO): heterotrimeric G-protein complex
Molecular function (GO): guanyl nucleotide binding; G protein-coupled receptor binding; G-protein beta/gamma-subunit complex binding
Source: RefSeq, a predicted model, not a curated record